AAUUUCUCAAUCUUCACAUUCUGACCAGUUGAUACCAACAUUUCUGCAAAUUAGUUCUGCUUGCGAUACUGACUCUACUGAUGUGAUGGUUCCUUGCGCACUUCAUCUAUCCUUGGAGACAGAGAGGAAACAUUUUACCCUGGAACUGUCCCCUGACAUGACGAUCGCUCCUGCUGGGUCACACCAUGCACAGAAGGCAGAAACCCGGAGCUCCGGAACACAAGAGGGACCUUGCAGCUCACAGAGGAGCUCUAUCCAUGUCUCACAACGACACACGCUCUUUUUUCAACUUGUCUCAGCUUGUGCUCUCAGCUGGCCAGCUCAAAUCACCACCUGUGCUCAAACAUUCCAAAAUCACUUACUUUGAAGUGGAAAUUCUUGAUGUGCAAAGUAAGAAGCAGAUCUGCAUUGUGGACAAGGUAUCUCCAUCAUCUACCCUUCUUGAUGUGAAACACAAAUUUCACAAAGCCUGUCCCCAGUGGUACCCUUCCCGUGUUGGCCUGCAACUAGAACGUAAUGGGCCCUAUUUGAAGGAUUCCAUUAACAUUCAAAGUCUGGCCGUUUCCUCCAUCAUCACACUGUAUUUCACAGACCUGGGUCAGCAGGUUGGCUGGACCACAUUUUUUCUAACCGAAUACACUGGACCUCUUCUAAUUUAUCUGCUGUUUUACAUUCGCCUCUCGAGUAUUUAUGAUAAAGUGGAAAGUACGAAGAACUUCCGCCACCCAGUGGUACACUUGGCCUGCUUCUGCCAUUGUUUACACUACAUCAGGCAUCUUCUAGAGACGUUAUUUGUCCACAAGUUUUCAGGAGGGCACACUCCUCUAAAAAAUAUGAUAAAGGGCUGUGCCUUUUACUGGGGAUUCACAUCCUGGAUCGCAUACUAUGUCAACCAUCCGCGGUACACACCACCAUCAUUUGGCCACAGACAAGUUGCUUUUGCUGCCCUUGCUUUUCUGAUGUGUGAAGCUGGAAAUCACUUUAUCAACGUAGCUUUGGCUCACCAAAAUCAUUCAGGAGGCAAAGCCUGUUUUCCAAGUCCAACCUACAACCCAUUCACGUGGCUCUUCUUGCUGGUGUCCUGUCCCAACUAUACAUAUGAGGUUGGGUCCUGGAUUAGUUUCACAGUGAUGACACAAACUCUCCCAGCUGGCAUUUUUGCUUUCCUGAUGGUCAUCCAGAUGUCUCUGUGGGCCCGCAAGAAGCACAAGCUGUACCUGAAGAGAUUUUAUCCUGAGGUGCGGAGAAAAGCAGCCAUGAUUCCCGUUAUCUUCUAAGCUCUGCACAAGAGUUGCAGCUGAAGUUCAACAGCUGACUCACAGUAAAUGAGCCAUUUUCACUCAGUAGCCAUGUGGAUCUGAGGAAGAGCGACUGAAUAUCUUUUUCAGAAAAUAAACAGUUCAAAACAAAGAGUUUUUAAUUAAGUGAAAAAACGUAGCUUUCAGAUUCUUUGUUUCUGCUACAAGAUAUGGUUUAAUUAGAUUUUCUUUAAAGGAGAUAAUGGGGAACGGACAAGAAAAUUGCUUAUAUUGAAUUUUAGGCUAGAUAUUUAGCUAGUGUAAGUGGGGACAGAUGCUUUUAAAAUUACUAGAAUAGAGCUCAUCCGCAUGUGUUCAGGUCUGGUGAUUUUAAGGUUCAGUGUUAGAUGCUGACAAGUCUUGGAUUUUUGCAUCAGAAGAUGUUUCACAGACUUAUUUUUAUUAAACUGCGUAGAACCAGCAAGUUUUGCCUCAGCUCCUCUGAAGCAUCACAUCAAAGAAAGGCCACUAUACUGUUAACAUAGUUUAGUUCAUCUUUACAAGGUUUUUCUUUCUUUUUUUUUUAAUUGAAUCUGUUAUCAAGUUGUUUAACACAAAUUGUCUGAAAUCGAUCACUGCAGAUAGGUUCUGGCUCACUUUCAUUUUCAGGUAGGCAGAUCAUCCCCGUGGUCCCAGGAGGGGCCUGUUUGUGAAAUGCCUGCCAUCUUGCCACUAAUUUACAGCAGGACCUCAGGCACCUCAUUUAAAGUCCCCCCCUUUUGGACACUGAACACUUCUGGAAACAGCAUGGGACUUCCUGGACUAACAAGUGUGUUAAGAUCCCCUUGUUCAGUGCCUGACUGCGUCCAGACGCCAUUUGCCUGACUUGUACCAAGAACUGUGACAUCCUUUGGCGCGAGGUGAAGCAGAGCACAGCUCCUUCUCAAAAAGGAGAGGAAUCCUGCCAGAAUAAUUUCAGAUGAACACUGCCCCAUCUGCUUCUCUGCUUUCCAGGACAUUAUUAUUUAAGGGAUUCUCUGGCCUUGUUAUUCCAGUCCUAAAAACUCUAUUUAGCCCCAUUUGCAAAUGGGCAGCACUCAUGUCAUGCUGAAGCAAAAUUUUUAGGAAUUUCAGUUACAGAGAGCAAAAGUACCAGAACUGCUUUAGCAGGUAUUAAGAUAUUGAGAGUUCAGACAUUAAGUCCAGUGUUCAUUCUGUUUCUGUUGCACAUGUAUUGAUGAAAAAGCUUGUCUGAAGAACUUUGAUCAUUAGAGGAACAUCAGAGUACACCAGCAAGGCAGGCAGCUUCUGUCUCCUAAAGGCACUGUUAUCUUUGUGCCAGCUCAAGUGUUCUAACAAAGUUAUUUUGACCAGUAAAUUGGGUUCAUAUUCCCCCCUCUAAUGUUUAACUCACAAUACUUAUCCUUUUAGCUGCAGUUAAUCUGUUUCAUCUUGGGAAUGUGAAUUAAUUGCUUUCCUUAUUUUCCCACUUGGAACCUGUGAACACCUAGAAUUUCUUAUUCCUCACAGUAGAAAACCUGAGUCACAGUGAACACUCAAUUCUCUCUACCCAGACUGCCAAUUAAGUUUUGAUUCAGGUUUAUUAAAUGUCUCAUUUUUAGCAAUCGUCAAGUUUAAAAUAGUUCAUGUGGGAGUGUAGUUUGCCAAAAUUUCUCACUUAGCUGUUAGUCAGUUGAUUGUAAGGACUGCAACUUUAAGUCUGUCCAUGGCAUGUUUCCAGAGUGAUUCCAACUGCUAGGAGCAGGUUCCUAUUUCAAAGUAGGUGCUUAGGAAUCGUUUCUCUCCCUGAUUAUUAAUUGGUCAUUCAGUCCAUGGGGACGUUGAGAGGGGGAAAGAAGGGGCUUGGCUCCUGUAGUAAAUGACUAAAGUUUUACAACAGGGGUGAGAGCAAACACUAAGAACAAAUAAAGAUCUCUUAGAGAAGGCUGUCUCGAAUAAGCAAAGCAGACAAUUUUGGAAUUCACCAACAGGGUGUUGAGUAGCUAAAACUCCUCUGAACAGCAAACAAUAGCUUAAAAAAUAGCAAUAAAUCCAGUUUCGUGCAACUUCA
Messenger RNA from Columba livia (rock pigeon), 3309 nucleotides. It is a transcript of the gene TECRL, whose product is annotated as trans-2,3-enoyl-CoA reductase like. Gene Ontology annotation, biological process: very long-chain fatty acid biosynthetic process. The record is from RefSeq and is a predicted model, not a curated record. Gene Ontology annotation, molecular function: oxidoreductase activity, acting on the CH-CH group of donors. NCBI's taxonomy places the organism in Eukaryota, Metazoa, Chordata, Aves, Columbiformes, Columbidae. The coding region runs from base 186 to 1277 and encodes 363 amino acids. The transcript is spliced from 13 exons.